GUAUUACAGAAAGAAGAUUUUUAUAGAAAAAAUUAAUAGAGACAAAAAGGUUAGUGGUGAUUCCGCAUCAUUAUAAUAAUCUGAUCCCCCUUCUUGAUUUCUCAUUUCGAUAUAACUUUUGGCUUGCAAGUUUCGUAUUUUUCACAAUUUAGUAACCCUAAUUUUGGGGGAUAAAACAAGUAUUCGAUUUUUUUUUUUGGGAAAAAGGGUCUGUAUCUAUGGGAAAAUUCGAUUUUUGACCCAAAACUUCUUCACUGGUCACCAUCCAUCGCAAACCCAAACCUCGAAAGAGAAAUAAGGAAAUGGCGGGCCAAGUGGGGAAAGUGUGAAGCCGGAAAAUUUUGCCAAAACUGAAAUUUUUUUCCCUAAAUUUUCGAUUUUCUUUUUGUGUUUCCCGCUAAAAAAUACCCUAAUUUCCGCCAUGGAAACUCAGAGGUCUUAAUCGGUUCGUUGUUCGUUGUCAAUGGCGGGUUGGUCGAUGGUAGCUAACGAGGAUGCCAUCGAUCUUAACAAAACUCCGAAGAACCUCAACGCCACUAGGUCUCCUCAAAGCGUUAACCCAGAAUCUACAGGGUCUGGGUUUGAAAAGAAGAUUAAAGAACUCAUCUCUUUGUUCCGACCUUUACUUGAAUCUUUCCUCUGCGAGUUCUGUUCGGCGGAAAGCUUCCGACCUCUUCCUCCGAUGACUGGCGACGGGAGAACCGUUGAUUUGUUCAAUCUUUUCUUGAACGUGAGUCACAAAGGCGGAUUUGAUUCAGUUUCUUUAAAUGGGUUAUGGGGUGAGGUUGCUCAAGACUCUGGAUUAGGGUCUUAUAACUCAGCAUCUGCUAAACUGAUCUAUGUUAAGUACCUUGAUGCACUUGCUAGAUGGUUGAACAGAGUUACUGUAGGUGAUACUGAUGCUAGUAGUCUUGAGUUGUCUGGAAUCUCUGAUGCUUUGGUGGCUAGACUUAAAGUUUUCUUAUCUGAAGUGAAGAGGAAGUAUGAGUUGAGGAAAGGUCAUACUGCAAAGGAGUUAGGAGCAGAGCUUAAAUGGUUUAUAUCAAAAACGAAGAGAAGAUACGAUAAGUACCAAACUUGCAAAGAGCCUGGUUCUAAUGAUGCUGUGAAAGAAAUCGAGGGUUCCAAGUUUACUGAAAAGAGACUGGAGAAGAUGAUGAUCCUUGAAUCCGGUAAUCAGGACUGCUCUUCGCCUGGGAAGAGAAAACGAGAAUGUCCUUUGGAGACAUUGAAAUGGUUAAGCCAGGUUGCUAAGGAUCCAUCUCUCGGUCGUGUGCCAGAUAGAUCAAAGUGGGUAGCUUACGGGAGUGAAGAGCCAUGGAAACAACUUCUUCUGUUUAGGGCCUCUAUAACAAAAAACGAUCCAGCUUGUGAAAAGACUUGGCAGAAACUCCAAAAGAUGCACCCAUCCAUGUACGAUGAUAGUGCUGGACCUGGUUACAAUCUAAGGGUGAGGCUGAGUUACGAUGGUAGUCAGUUUAAUGACAAGAACAGUUCAGAUGAGGAGGAUAGACCAUGUCCUCUAGUUGGGUCAGAGUUUCAAGCUGAUGUACCGGAGUGGACUGACAUAACCCCUGAAAGCGAUUCAAAGUGGUUGGGCACUCGGAUCUGGCCACUGACCAAAGAACAAAGCAAGAAGAGUCUUCUUAUCGAAAGAGAUCGUAUUGGAAAAGGAAGAGAGGAUUCUUGUGGCUGCCAGAGUCCAGGAUCCAUUGAGUGUGUCAAGUUUCAUAUCAGUGCAAAACAGGAUAAACUGAAACUUGAACUUGGUCCAGCUUUCUACAUGUGGUGUUUUGAUGUCAUGGGUGAAGGUAUUCUUCAGUAUUGGACAGACAUAGAACUGAAGAAGAUAAAGUCUUUGAUGAGUUCUCCACCUUCACUUAGCCAAGCUUUCUUCGAUCAGGCCAAGACAAUCCUUCCGUCAAAGAGCAGAGGAAAAAUUGUGAGCUACUUCUACAACGUGACUCUUUUGCAGUAUAGGGCAAAUCAGAGUAGAACCACUCAUGAUAUAGACAGUGAUACUGAUCAAUACUUCACCGGUGCAAAAGAGAAAGAAAAUCCAACCCCCGAAGCAAACACAUCCCAGAAACCCGGCCUGCUUUCUCCUAAGAAAAGAAGAUGUCGAUAGAGAGAGAAGUAGCUAGAGCCGUGAUGAAUCACUCUGUUGAUAGAUUCAAGUUGGAGCAUCUCUUUUUGUUUUCUUUCCAUCUCGUUUUUUGGGCUUCUUUUGCCAUAUUGAAACUGGCUUUAAACUCUGGGAAAAGGCGCUUUCAUCAUGGCGGCAUUGUCUCAGCAAAUUCUGGUUUUGAGGUAUAUACUUCCAUCUCUUCCUUGGAUGAUUCUGCAGUAUUAUUCUUUUUUUGGUGGGCAUAGCUGAAAAAGGCUUUGUGAAGAAAACUGAUGAAUCAGAGAGAAGAUUUCUAAAAGUACAGUAAGAGAAUUCGAUUAGUAUAGAUUUGGCAACAGAGACCAAAUGUAAUUGCUUGAUAUAUGGAUUUUUUGUUUGUUUCCAGAAAAAAAGAAAAUGCAUAAUAUCUGGUUACUACUUAAGAUCACAAGUUCAUGAUUCC
Messenger RNA from Camelina sativa (false flax), 2570 nucleotides. RefSeq names its product AT-rich interactive domain-containing protein 1. NCBI's taxonomy places the organism in Eukaryota, Viridiplantae, Streptophyta, Magnoliopsida, Brassicales, Brassicaceae. The record is from RefSeq and is a predicted model, not a curated record. Gene Ontology annotation, molecular function: DNA binding.